GUCACCCUUCCCCGCUCUCCCUUUCAUCAUCCCCUUCCAAAUACACCCUGUUGACAGGAACCACAUCUAUUGUGCCUAGAAAGGGUAUAGGUUGAAAUAUGAGAUGCAGAAACUUUCCAUGCCCCCUUUGAUAAUUGUUUAUGUGAACCCGUGCAAGUAUAAGGAUUCUCUCACAUUUUGCACUAGCUAGGAGCUGAUGGAACUGGAUUAGGUCUCGCGUUGCACCAAAAGGCACUGGGGAAAGUGUUUGAACUCUGGUGCUUGCAUAUUCCCGUGCACGAUCGAACUCCAUUUGAAGGGUUGAUAAGAGUUAUUGAACAAACUAUAAGGAUGAAGCAUGCUUCAUCUCCCAAUAUGCCUAUUUAUCUAGUGGGAGAUUCAUUUGGAGGAUGCUUAGCACUUGCUAUCGCUGCUCGUAAUCCUAAGAUUGACCUUGUUGUGAUAUUAGCUAACCCAGCAACUUCAUUCGGUCGGUCACAGCUGCAACCAUUGUUUCCUUUGCUGGAAGCAAUUCCCACUAGUCUUCAAUUUACUGUCCCUUAUCUUCUCAGCUUAGUUAUGGGUGAUCCUAUGAAAAUGGCAAUGGUUGGUAUUGAUGCUUCACUUCCUCCUACAUGCAUUAUUGAACAACUCUCUGCCAAACUUACAUCUUUGAUCCCCAUUCUUUCUGCUUUAGCUGAUAUCAUACCAAAAGAAACACUAAUGUGGAAGCUGAAGCUGCUUAAGUAUGGAUCUGAAUAUGCCAAUUCCCGUCUCCAUGCGGUCACAGCUGAAAUUCUUGUACUUGCUAGUGGGAAAGACAGCAUGCUUCCAAGUGCAAGUGAAGCCGAAAGGCUUGCAAGGUCAUUAAGAAACUGCAAAGUACGAUACUUUAAGGGCAAUGGGCACACCAUCUUGAUGGAAGACCAUGUCAAUCUGUUAACUAUCAUAAAAUGUACAAGCAAAUAUCGGCGUUCAAAGAGCCACGACUUUGUCUUGGACUAUAUCCCACCUAGCAUGUCAGAAUACAAGCAAUCCUUGGAUAUCAAUAGAUUAUAUCGCAAUUUUACAGGUGCUGCGAUGUUUUCCACACUGGAAAAUGGGAAAAUGGUUAGAGGUUUAGAUGGGGUUCCCUACGAAGGCCCGGUGUUAUUUGUUGGUUAUCACAUGCUUAUGGGGUUAGAACUUGUGCCUCUAAUUGAAGAAAUGCUAACAGUAAAAAAGGUAUUACUUCGUGGUUUGGCACAUCCCGCACUGUUUUCACCAUUAGUUGAGAACGAGGGCCUUAAUGAGGUGUCUUUCAACGAUUCCAUAAGACUAUAUGGGGGUGUACCGGUCUCAGCUAGUAACCUCUUUAAGUUGCUUGCAAACAAGUCACAUGUUCUUCUUUACCCCGGAGGUGCUCGUGAGGCCUUACAUAGAAAGGGAGAAGAGUACAAGUUAACUUGGCCAGACCAACCAGAAUUUGUGAGAAUGGCUGCUCGGUUUGGAGCUACAAUUGUGCCGUUUGGUGUUGUUGGAGAAGAUGACAUAGUACAUUUAGUUCUGGAUUAUGAUGAUAUGAUGAAAAUUCCUAUAUUGAGUGACCGAAUAACAAGUUGUAAUGAAAAGGCGGAGAGAAUGGGAUUUACAUUAAGGGGUGAUAUGAAUGGAGAGGUUGCCAAUCAAGCUUUAUAUGUCCCAGGAUUGUUAGCCAAGAUCCCCGGCCGCUUGUACUACUUGUUUGGAAAGCCUGUUUCAACAAAGGGGAGGUGGGAAGUGUUGAAGGACAGGGAAAAGGCACGAGAAUUGUACAUGGAGAUAAAAUCUGAGGUUCAAAACAGUAUGACCUUUUUACUUAAGAAAAGAGAGGAAGAUCCAUAUAGAAGCAUUGUUGAUAGGACUGCAUAUAGGGCUCUUGCUGCCCCUUAUGAUCAAAUCCCCAGUUUUGAUAUUGAUUGACUGAUUAUUGAAUGUACAAACUAAUGAAUGAACUCACACAUUAGGUGCCCCCAUCAUGCUUGUAAUUUGUUUAUGGUUAGUUUUAUACCAUGAUCUGUAAUUGUAAUUCAUUUAUGACGUAUUAU
This is a messenger RNA of Cuscuta epithymum, 2045 nucleotides long. The record is from the annotation of a GenBank genome assembly. NCBI's taxonomy places the organism in Eukaryota, Viridiplantae, Streptophyta, Magnoliopsida, Solanales, Convolvulaceae.